Priceomyces carsonii is the source of this 2835-nucleotide messenger RNA. RefSeq lists its product as uncharacterized. The transcript has a single exon. Gene Ontology annotation, cellular component: COPII vesicle coat; endoplasmic reticulum exit site. Lineage: Eukaryota; Fungi; Ascomycota; Pichiomycetes; Serinales; Debaryomycetaceae. Gene Ontology annotation, molecular function: SNARE binding; zinc ion binding. Bases 1 to 2835 code for a protein of 944 amino acids. The record is from RefSeq and is a predicted model, not a curated record. Gene Ontology annotation, biological process: endoplasmic reticulum to Golgi vesicle-mediated transport; COPII-coated vesicle cargo loading; intracellular protein transport.
AUGAUAAGUAACGGAAAUGCCCAGGCGAACCAAAUCGAAGAGCUAGGUAGCCGAGUAGGGGGUUUGUCUGUGAAUCGACCAAAACAGAAAAGAGCUACGAGAAAAUUUCAGGAUUUUGGACUGGGAAAUGAUUCAAUUUCACCAUCUCCUGCUCCAGAGCAGAGCACUUCAAUUGGGCCUCAUGUGAAUGCCUUAGAUCCAGCAGCCUCUAACUUAGUGAAUGAUACUCAGCCCAACACUAAUACAGCUACCGAUGAGAAUGAUUUACUGCUCCUGAGUUAUAGAUAUAUGGAGCAAUUUCAAUAUUUAACACCUAAGAAAGAUGGGACACUUCCUUCAUUUUUCACAUUUGAGAAUGCAGCACCACCCACGGCUGGCACCCAAUUUCAUUCUGUUGAUCAGGGUACUGCCAGCUCUAAAUUUAUACGAUCAUCAAUGUACUUCGUGCCUGAGAGCGAGACCUUGCGAAAGGCUACAAAGCUACCCAUGUCUGUCACAAUAAGGCCAUUUGCACCAGUAUUGGAGUGUGAAGAACACAUACCUGUGAUUGACAUGUCCGAGUUAGGAGCAGGGAAUGAAACAGAUGUACUUGAUGUUGGUCCGCCGAGAUGUCGUCGAUGUCGAACCUAUAUUAAUCCAUUGAUGCAAUUUACAAGUAUUAAUACUUUCACCUGCAAUGUUUGCCAAUUUCCCAAAAAUACUGUUCCAGUAGAAUAUCAGUCAUACUUGGAUGCCCAGGGAUAUAGAACAGAUAAGCUCAGUCGACCUGAACUUCAUAAAGGUGUCUAUGACAUUAUAGUACCGAAAGAAUAUAAUGUUGGAGGGCCGGAGCAUCUGCCAUCAUCGUUGCAUCAUAUAUUUUUAAUAGACAUAAGUGAGAGAAGCUUGAAGCAAAAUUUACCUAUGCUCAUAGCUGAUGCCAUCAGAGCUACUUUAUAUGGCGAUGUUGAGACCGAGAAUGAAACUCUUAAAUCAACAGACCCUAAUGCAACUCAAAAAUUUGCCAUUAUGAUGUUUGACAAACGUAUUCAUUACUUUAAUUUGUCUCAUAAACUUGAUUCGGUUCAAGUGACAGUUAUGCCAGAUUUGGACGACCCAUUUGUUCCAUUUAUUGAUGGACUUUUCGCAGAUCCUGAAGAAAGCAGGUUGAUGAUUGAAGGAGCUUUGAAUCAUUUAGAGCAAAUCUGUCUGCAAGAAGGAAAUGUUGUAGAUGCUGAACCAUGCUUUGCUGUGGCAUGCAGAGCUGCAAUGCUUGCUCUUGAAAUGGUUGGUGGAGGCAAGAUAACAUCUGUUUUAACUUCUAUUCCAUCUUGGGGUCCUGGACGUUUGGUAUAUAAAGAUCAUAAGGCCGUGGGUAGAGCGACGAAUCCUGAAAUUGAAAAAGGUGUUUUCCUUCCAGAUAAUGAAUAUUAUAAAUUAUUGGGAAGGGAUUUCAUCUCUAAUAACAUUGGUCUUGACUGUCUAGUAGUUUCUCCAACGUCUGUUGAUUUAUCUAAUAUUGGGUGGCUAUGUGCAAUAAGUGGAGGAUUUGUUAGGAAAUGGUCUUCUUUUGAAAUUGACAGGGAUAGCAGAGACUUCUCAGGGAACUUUGUAAAUUCAGUGAAGAAAAUGAGAGGUUACCAAGGUCAACUCAAACUCCGAUGUUCGAAUGGAUUACAAGUUACUCAAUACUAUGGAGCAUACUCGGCUGUCUCUGAUUUAUCUGUCGUUGGUAGUGUUCAAGAUCCCAGUAUUCCUGUUAUCAGCGAAGAUAAAUCAAUUACUGUCCUUCUCUCAUAUGACGGAAAGUUAAACACAAACUAUGAUUGUCACUUUCAAGCUGCCAUGUUAUAUACUGAUUUAGUAGGCGUGAGGAAAGUAAGAGUGAUCAAUCUAGUUUUAGCUGUUGCGGAAAGGCUCGAAGAUGUAUUUAAUCUCACAGAUCAAGAUUCCGUUGUUGCUACCAUAGUGAGAGAUACAAUAUCAUUUAUUGGUAAACAGCCUAUUACAGAAUUAAGAGAUUCUGUCAAUGAGAAAUUAGUUGAUGUCUUCACCCAAUAUAGAGCAAUGAGUGAGAUGGGCCAUAAUAUGAAUAGGACACUUUCAAAUCAAUUACUAUUUCCUGAGAAGCUCAAAAAUUUGCCCUUGUAUCUCUUAUCAUUUAUCAAGUCAAGGCCUCUAAGAACUUCUGGUGCUUCUUCAGAUUCUCGUCUUGUCGAUAUCUAUCUGAUGUUAAAUGAGCCACUUGUUAAAUUACUUUAUGGUUUAUACCCUGCAUUAGUUGAGCUACAUUCCUUAGAGGAUCACGAGGCCUUGUAUGAUGAACAUUAUGAUUUCUUGAGGCUUCCGAGGUUCAAAGAUCUCUCAGCUAAAAAUAUGGAUUACGGAGCUUAUAUUCUAUGUGAUGCAUGUACCGUUUAUUUUAUAAUUCACCCAAAUGCGAAUAUUUUGUUAGUUAAGGAUUUAUUUGGUGAACAAGUUGAAAGCGUUGAAGAAAUUGAUCCAUUAAUGGAUAGGCUUCCUCAACUAGACACACAUAUCUCCUUACAAACACGAAACUUAAUCUCUUAUUUCCAUUCCAAUAUAAUAGGGUCGCCAAAGCUAACCAGCGAUGUUAUUCAUAUCAUAAGACAAGGGAUCGAUAAUGAUACGAUUUUGCAAGAGAAGUUCUUAGAAGACAGUUUACAGGGAAAAAUGGUUACCACUAAUUGGCCAAGCUAUGCGGAAUAUAUUACGAGUCUCCACAAGGCUAUUAGGGUAAAGUUAGAUAAUGACAAAUCAUCUAAUCGUGUCAGACAAUCUGUCACCGCAACUGAACACGACGAAACUUUGGCACAAAAAUUAAUUCACUUCUAG